UAAUCAGCAGUCGGAGGCUUUGAAAUCAGCUCGUCAAAAAUUCCAGUCAGUGGAAUCUGAGGCAUCGAAGAGCUCAGAGUUAUUAAAAGGGAAGCUGGAGGGAUACUACUGAAAAGUCGCUGCGUCGGCUAACGACAGAUACCCCAGCGUUGCGUGUGGUGCCCUCCCUCUUAUGGGGUCGGCUACUACGAUGCCGCUGGGGUCACUCAAACCCCCAGAACUGAGCCUCUACUUUGGUCAAUCCUCUUUGGCUACUGCUACGAAAAUCGCUGUUUUAUCUUGUUGUUGCGUCAUGGCCGCGCUCUUGGGUCGAACGUGUACAGCGGCAAAAGGAAAAUCAUUCCCUUUGAUAAAUACUGUAAUUCGGAUUGACUCAAAUAAACUCCAAUGGAAGCUUUUGUGUUUGAACGCAAUGAUAAGCUGUCACUCUUAUCACUCAACUCCAAGUCUCAGGAGGAAGAAAACUCGAGCACAACAAGAAGCCAUAAGUGACUACGUGUACAAUCAGAAGCCCUUGGUGAAGCUGCCAGUGUUGAACGUCUGGAAGAGGAUGACAGUUAAGGAUAUGGCAGAGGUGUCAAACCGAUCAGUGAAAGAUGUUCUAAAGGCAAUAUCUUACAUCGAUACGAGUCCCUACGACUCCCAAACGGUGAUCGAGGAUCCCCAAGUGAUCUUUCACGCUGUGAAACGACUGGGUGGAAGGUACAAACUGGUGUCACCUCCUGGUAGUGAAGAGAUCAAAGAUGACAAGAGCAUCGACGCUGUAAGACGUCCCCCAGCUGAUCCCUCGGAGCUUAUCAAAAGACAUCCAGUGGUGACUGUCAUGGGACACGUAGACCACGGCAAAACAACACUCCUUGACACCCUGAGGCACACGUCAGUGGUGGACUCUGAAUUUGGGGGUAUCACUCAGCACAUCGGUGCCUUCAACGUCAACCUGGACUCAGGCGAGAGAAUAACAUUUCUCGAUACUCCUGGGCAUGCUGCGUUCAGCUCCAUGAGGGCGAGAGGAGCUCACGUCACUGACAUCGUUGUCCUCGUUGUUGCUGCUGAUGACGGGGUCAUGGAGCAGACUGUCCAGAGCAUCAGAAUGGCUCGGGAAGCCGAGGUACCCAUCAUCGUCGCUGUCAACAAGAUCGAUAAGCCUGACGCCGAUAUUGAAAGGACUGAGAGGAUGUUGGCUGAGCAAGGAAUUCAAGUAGAAUCACUGGGUGGAGAAAUUCCGUCUGUAAAUAUUUCUGCCCUCAAGGGAACAAAUUUGAAGGAGUUGAUAGAGACGAUUGCAGCAUUGGCUGAGGUGCGUGACCUGAAAGGGGAUCCCAAAGGACUGGUCGAGGGGGUGGUCCUCGAGGUUUCAACUCAAGUGGGAAGAGGAAAACUCGCGACUGUUCUCAUUCAACGGGGAACACUCAGAAAAGGAGCUGUUCUGGUGAGUGGAAUUGCAUGGGCGAAGGUUCGAGCGAUGUUUGAUCACGGGGGAGCUCCAGUAUCAGAAGCAAAACUCUCAGAAGCUGUUCAAAUCAUUGGAUGGAGAGAGUUACCAUUCGCUGGGGAUGAAAUCCUAGAGGUUCAAGAUGAACAUCGAGCAAGUGUCAUCAUCAGACAUCGGCAGGGACAACAGGCCAAGACGAAAGCCCUCGAUGCUCUCGAAAUUAUUGAAGAGCGGCGAGUGGCUCAUGAUGAGGUUUAUAAAGAACAAUUAGCAGCACGAAGAGCGUCAGGAAAGAGAACUAAAAUAAAAGGCCCCAGGAAGAAGGAGACCGAAGAUGACGAUGGCAUUCCUCGAGUCAACGUGGUAAUUAAAUCUGAUGUUCUUGGUUCUGCUGAAGCUAUUCUCGAUGCCUUCGAAACAUAUUCGGAUAACAAACGCUGUCACCUCGACGUUAUUCAUUAUGGAAUUGGUGCUGUUGCUGAAAGUGACGUGGAACUUGCAGAAGCCUUCGAUGCAAUAGUUUAUACUUUUAAUGUGGAUACACCUAGAAAAAUUCAGGAUGUUGCAAUGAAAAUGGGGGUCUCCAUUCGUCCACAUAAAAUUAUCUACAAACUUAUUGAUGAUGUCAAGAGUGAAAUUGGAAAGAAGCUGGCCCCUGAAAUGAAGGAGGAGAUACUCGGAAAAGCAAAUGUUCUUGAACAAAUCGAAAUAAACGAGAAGAGAAAACCAGUUAACGUAGCUGGAUGUCGUUGCACUGACGGAAUGCUGAAGAAGGGUGAAAUGUACAGAAUUUUACGUGACAAUGAAACAAUUUUCGAAGGUAAACUGGCUUCAAUGAGGCACUUGAAGGAUGAAAGAGACACAGUGAAAUCAGGAAUUGAAUGCGGUCUGAGGUUCGUGGAUCCUAACGUUAAAGUGCAACUUGGUGACACGGUUAUUUGCUUCAGGACCUACGAGGUACCCUCAACUGUCCAGUGGGAUCCAGGUUUUUAACAACUUCUCUUUUUCUGCUUUAUUUCGACAUUUCGUACUACCUGAAAUUUAAAAAAAUGUAAAGGGAAAAUUGAAGAAACUUUUUCUUUUAAGUUAAGUACAAAUUGAUUUAUUAUUCCACUGAGGACACAUGUCAUUUCAUACAUGUGAGUCACGUUUAAGAAAAAAAAGGCCAAGGCAAUUUCGUCCUAUCAAAAUUCAAUUACUCAUUAAUGAUAAUUAUUGUCAACGUGUUUCUAUUAAGUGGAAGUAUUUCGAAGGGAGUAACUCAUGAAUGGUAAUUUGGAGAUGUCGGCUAUCUUUUAGCGAUAAAUUGGUCUAUUAAACUGUCUAGCCUUGCAAAAAAGACAAUAAAAUUAGUAAAUGGUGAAACAAAAUAAAUGGAAUUCCAGUUUUGUUAAAUGCCGAUGGAUCUUAACACCUGAUUUUUUUGCGAAAUUUAAUCGGCCACAAAAAUGGCCAUUAACAUUUCCACUUUAAUUCAAUAGUCUUCAAGAUAAAUCGAUACUCUUCAAUGAAAAUAAAACUAUUUCGUGAAAAAUUA
This is a messenger RNA of Fopius arisanus, 2969 nucleotides long. RefSeq names its product mitochondrial translation initiation factor 2 (gene mIF2). Gene Ontology annotation, molecular function: GTPase activity; GTP binding; translation initiation factor activity. Gene Ontology annotation, biological process: translational initiation. Bases 173 to 2425 code for a protein of 750 amino acids. The transcript is spliced from 9 exons. Gene Ontology annotation, cellular component: cytoplasm. The record is from RefSeq and is a predicted model, not a curated record. Lineage: Eukaryota; Metazoa; Arthropoda; Insecta; Hymenoptera; Braconidae.